AUGUCCACCACGGCCCGCCGCAGGGAGUGGGGGAAAGCCAUAAGGCUAUUUGAUGCAACGCUCACGUCGCUGCUUCUGCUUGGUGUAAGUUGGGUUCUAUUUGGGGCGCUAACUGUGGAAGGCAAGGGCGUGCAAGUCACUGUGACGGCGCCAUGGACAGAGACGCCACUGCUGCAGGAAGGAUGUGAGAUGGUGGCGGCACGCGGUGCUCUUGGUGGUGGUUUCUAUCACUGCUUACAGGAAGUGUGGCAACGCGUUCAAGCUAUGAACAACAUUGGCGGGGCCCAAAGGCUGACGCAAAAAUCCCAGAGCGAUGUAUUGCUGGAUAUGAUGCUGAAGGACAAGUGGCCUUCCAUUCAGGUGGACUUGGCAAAAAUGAAACUUGCAGCUCGGUUGUACUCCCCUGCCGUAGAGGCACAUUGGCAGCUGGCGCGAACGGCGAGAAAACUUGCUGGUGGAUGCUCCAUUGAAGGGCGGCCCUUUGUACUCGUUGCGGGAAAAGUUGUUUGUAGUGAAGAUCUUCUUGAAGAGAUAUUGGCAGCCCCAGGUUUUGCAGAUAAACCAUGGGAAGGCAAAGAGGACGAGACGUUUGCCAUUUUCGUCGGUCUUGACCACAUUCAUCCAGGGUCAAUGGGAGGACGCGUUAUCAUUCUUUACGGAGUUGUCGGAGAAGAGCAGACAAUGCGGUUUCUUCAGGUCGCGGAGCGUCACUUACACCUGGUUCGCUUGGCCUUUCGACACCUUCCCGUGGUUGGACGGAUGUGGGAAAAGGCGCUUCAUGUACAAGGAUAUGGUGUAACAGUCGACCUAAAGAACGUGGAGUACAAGGUUAUCAAUGAAAAAAAGAAUGACGAGGCUGAGAUGGAUAUUGACGAUGCGGACACCAUAAGCGAAACUGAGAGCCUUGGGACCGUUGGUGGGUUCAAUAUUGCUCUCUUAGUUCAACGCUAUCCUCAGCUCAGGCUGCAGUUGACCACGUUUGCGGGGUAUCUUGCAGACAUGAUAGACCGCGAUGAGGUCAAGGUGGACUUUCAGAUGUGGGAAACCCAGUACAUGGGCAUUGCAGCCGCACAGCAGGUGAUGGACACAGCGAAUGAGAAGCGGUUAGGGGUUUUGAUGAAUUUUAUGACAAAAUUUCCACUUUAUGCAUCCAAGCUUUCCAAAAUGGGCGCUUCGGUGAACAAGAAAAUGAACACAACUAUGCAGGAGGAGCUGUUAGCCUUUGCGGGCGUAUUGCAUUCAGGAACACCGCAAAUUUUUUUGAACGGUCGUCGUGUGUCAAACGCGGAUUUCAAUCUCUUUUCGCUGCUUGAAAAGCUGGAGGCAGAUGAGGAACUGUACGAAGGUGUGCAACGGAUCCUCACCAGCUACCGCGUUCCCUCGGCCAACGACGAUGGGUUCGUUUCGGUCAAUAAAGAUGGAAUAAAUCAAGUGAUGAAGUUGCUGACGCGAAACGCAAAUCAGCGCAUCACGUCUUAUGGUUUGGAGAAGGGUGACACGGCGCUGCGUGUAUGGAUGCCCCAGCGGGAAAUUCUUUGGCUCAACAACCUCGAGCAGGACGUUCGAUUUGUUUACAUGCCUUCAGCCCUCCGAGCUAUCCUCCGGAUGGGACUCAACGGUAUUCCCACAAUUCCACGUAAAAACCUCAUUCAUGCCGUUUCUGUUGUGGAUCCCACAACGCCUGAAGGCGCUCAGGACAUUUCCACAAUCUUGAAACUAGAUCAAUCCAACCAGCCUAUUCGUUUUGGAAUUGUCUUUGCGGAUAGCGAGUGGAAGCCACAAAUUUCGGUCUCCACAGAAGGGAAUACUGUUCACUUGAAGCCGUCGCUUUCAAGUGUUACCGCGUUUAUUGCCGCAACCGUGUGGGAACUCCUGAAAGGGGAAGAACACUUGCAGGAUGUACUGGAGUUCCUUUCAGACAUAUCGUUUACCUUGGUACAGCAUGGUAGCAUUAAGGAGGAGGAGGUACUCAGUUUCUCGGCGAAUGUUCUCGCUUUGUCAGGGAAACGCGGGGUGAUGGAUAUUAUUACGGACCCAAGUUUUUUGGAACAUUAUCAAGCGACACAGGCGAAUCUGCGGAAGCUAAAGCUAGACAAAUUUCCCCUCACGCUCAUUAAUGGAAAUUUGUUUCGGGGAAAUGUGUUGCAAUCCCUUCGUCAGGGUUUCCUGACCGAAUUGCUACAUGUUCGUGAGCUAGUAGAAAACGGCGCCUUGACUGACGCUGACAGCGUCGAUUUCUACGAGGCUAUUCUUCGUUUGAGUGGGGCGCGGGAACGCUACAAUGACGCUCUUUACAAGGACAAAACAUACAUGGACUGGACACUGAAGCCCAUUCUGGACUUUCUGCAUCACUGGCCUUUUUUGCUUCCCCCUGGGAAGUCAAAGCGGCCACCGCUGGUGAGUAGUGUCUUGGUCAUUCAGUCCCCCGUGGGAGCCACCGCCCUUAGCGCCCUUGUGAAGGCCACCAAUAACCUUUUACAGUGUGUAGAUGAAACGGAGAAAUGCAUGCAUGUCCGUCUCACGUAUGUCAUUUGCGAUGUGGCGACGGAGGCCAAGCACCGCACACUGGUUGGAGAUUUGGAGCGACUUCUACUGAGCCGUAAAGAAGGGGAGGAUGUAAACCAACGGCUUCAAUUGGUCCAGGAGUUUCUUCUAAAAAUUAUUGCACAAAAUAAGACAAGACAGCUGAAUGAUUCCGAGGCAUAUGAGAGUUGGGUUACCAAUGUGGAAUUCCCUGCUGAGCUCCAAGGGCUCCUAGACGUCUCUGAUGCGGGCUUGUCUGCUCAGUUGCAAACGCAGCGUGGGGUCUCGAAUGGCUUCUGUGCGCAGGUGAAGGCUGAGUCAUCGUCCACGGUGCUGUCAUGGUCCGAUGAAGCGUUAGCAAGGGAACAGAAAAAAGACAAAGAGGCAGUGUACUACUAUGUCAAUGGGCGCCGCUUCGUCUACGAUGACAGCUUUGCAGAGGAAGAUUUUAAGGAGGCGGAUCAACAGGAGCUCCUCUUGGCGGUGGCCAUGUCAGAGGCACUCAGUGAAGUAAACUUCACAAUGCUAAGUGAUGAGCUGCAGCAAAGUGACCUUGACAGCCCCUUCUACGCCUCUAAGGUGGCUGCGCUUAAGGAACUAUGGAGGCGCAAUGUUGCUCGUGGCUCUCCGACGGACGAGGAACGCAGCUUGCCAUCCACAUCCGGUUUGACUUCGUUUGUUGUGCAACCUGUGAACGCCGGUACGGAGCCACGGCACACGUUAACGAUUGUUAUUGACCCCGUGGCGCAGCAGUCUCAGCUUCCUGUCUCGCUGUGCAAUUACGUCACACGUUCGCCACUUGGCGUCUCCUGCAUCGUGCACAUGGGCACGCUACAGCAGGCAGUUAAGCCUAUGCGCAAUUUUUACGAGUUUGUUAGUGAACUGGAGAUGCGAUUUGACGGAGUAGGAGGAGUUCUGCCGCCGACAGCAUUGUUUCACCGACUUCCCUCGCAACAUUUAUUGACGCUAGGCGUCGAGGAGCCGGAGAGCUGGACGGUGUUCCCGCUAGACGCCAAGUACGACCUGGACAACAUUGUUCUUGACAAGCUGCCGUCGUCCUCGCAGUAUGUACAUGCCACCUACCGCAUUAACUCGAUUCUCCUUACUGGUAGUGCAAGGGAGGCUGGACGAUCGGCUCCUGCACGCGGUUUGCCCCUGCUAAUACGCUCCACAAAUACGAACCCCUCUGCUGGCCUUACCCGUGACACCAUUGCCAUGGCCAUUCUGGGUUACUUCCAGCUGCAGAGUACCCCUGGUGUUUGGUAUCUUACGGUGCAGCCGGGCGACUAUGCAGAGACCUUCUACAUAUCUCAGGUCAACGGAAUUCCCGUCAAUGAUGCACUAAACAAACGACACUCCGAUAGGUUUAAUUAUACAGCAGGGCAGAACAUUCCUGUGGUGAUUUCCUCAUUCACCGGAAAAUUCUUGACACUUGAUGUCUCCAAAGCACCAGGCCGCGAGAAAAUAACGAUGGAGGAUAUUGAAGCGGCAUAUCCCGAGCACGCAGAUUGGCCACCAGGCGGUCCACGCACAAGGAAACCAAGGCACCCAACUCUUAACAUCUUCUCUGUAGCCUCAGGUCACCUUUAUGAGCGGUUUUUACGCAUGAUGAUUCAUAGCGUUAUGCAAACGUCCUCCGAUAUACAUGGUGCAAAUACAACUCGGAUUAAGUUCUGGUUUAUUGAAAACUUUCUAUCACCCCAGUUUAAGACGCUUAUACCCUUGUUGGCGAAGCAUUAUGGCUUUGACGUGGCCCUUGUGACUUACCGAUGGCCCUGGUGGCUUCAUAAACAGACAGAGAAGCAGCGCAUCAUAUGGGCCUAUAAAGUUCUUUUUCUUGAUGUUUUGUUUCCGCUGGAUGUAGAGCGCGUCAUUUUUGUCGAUGCCGAUCAAACUGUUCAGGCGGAUCUGCACGACCUCUACAACAUGAACAUUGGGGGUGCCCCGACGGCGUAUACGCCUUUCUGUAGAAAACACCCGAAUCAAGCUACGAAAAACUUUCGUUUCUGGGAUCAGGGAUUUUGGAUGAAGCAUCUGCGUGGGCGCCCGUAUCACAUCAGUGCCAUCUAUCUCGUUAACCUGCGACGGCUACGGGCGAUAGCGGGUGGCGACAAGUACCGCAUGGUGUACAGCCAGCUGAGCCCCGACCCUAACAGCUUGGCCAACCUGGACCAGGACCUCCCCAACUUCAUGCAGGAGGAGGUGCCGAUUUACUCCCUUCCCGAGGAGUGGCUCUGGUGCGAGACGUGGUGUGGGGCGGAGAGCAAGGCGCGAGCCAAGACGAUUGAUCUCUGCAACAACCCACUAACAAAGAUGCCGAAACUUGACAACGCCAAGCUUAUCAUUCCAAACUGGGAGGAAACUGACACAGAGUUGGAGGCUCUCUCAGAGAAACUUUUGAAGCAGCACAGGCAGCAGGAGCGGGAGGGAAACUGA
This is a messenger RNA of Trypanosoma rangeli, 4959 nucleotides long. Its product is annotated as UDP-glucose:glycoprotein glucosyltransferase. The transcript has a single exon. Gene Ontology annotation, molecular function: UDP-glucose:glycoprotein glucosyltransferase activity. Gene Ontology annotation, cellular component: endoplasmic reticulum. The record is from RefSeq and is a predicted model, not a curated record. Bases 1 to 4959 code for a protein of 1652 amino acids. Lineage: Eukaryota; Euglenozoa; Kinetoplastea; Trypanosomatida; Trypanosomatidae.